Molecule: messenger RNA, 1114 nt
Organism: Spodoptera exigua (beet armyworm)
Lineage: Eukaryota; Metazoa; Arthropoda; Insecta; Lepidoptera; Noctuidae
Source: the annotation of a GenBank genome assembly
GUCGAGUCGGGAGGACGUGUCGUCCCCGGGACCCGCGCGGUUUGUGUCUGUGUUUGUGUGAACGUAACAUAACCUGGCCUUUUUCGUCUACAGAAAUUCAAAUUCGGAAUGACAUAGAACACCGCGGUUCCAUAUUCGAAAAAUUUAGACCACGAAUAUUUUUUAAUAGUUCAUUCGACCUUUGUGCAAAAAAGUUUUUAGUCGAUUGGAAAAAGGUUGUAAAAUUUUCGAAAAUGCUUCGUUACUGGUUGUGUUUUGCAAGUGCAGUGUGUUUGGCGGGGCAUUGUGGGGCUAAUUAUUGUAGGGACGCUAACCUGUGCUGUCCGGGGCGUGAUAGUUCGUGUGUGAUACAGAAGGCUCACCAAAACGCCAUAAUUGAAGACUUGACUGACAAGCCGUGUUACUGCGACCACGCCUGUUUGAAACUCGGUGACUGCUGUCCUGAUUUCCGAGAAACUUGUGGAGUAAUCGACUGCGUGGUAUCUGGCUGGGGGCCAUGGUCGGACUGCGACACCAACUGUGGGUCUGGCAGCAUGGUGCGCAGCCGCCGCGUGGUACAGGCGCCUGCGCACGGUGGCAGACACUGCCCCUCAUUGGUGCAGCGACGAGCGUGCCAGGAACACACAGGGUGCUCUGCGGAUAGCGAUGUGCCCUUGAGAGAUGAGACUGCAAUGCUGUUACCUGGUGGUUUGUCAGUGAGCCGCCAUUCAAACGAGACCGUUGACAUCCGCAAGAACCUGCGCCUACGCAACCCCGAUGACCCUGAAUCUAACUCGCAUAGAGAAUACUGCGCUCAGUUCGAGGUCACCAAGGUGUCCAAGGCCUGCCACACGGACUCCGACUACAAGGCGUUAAGAGAAGGAGCGACGGUUUGCGUACUCUGUGAGACAGCAGCUCUACGACGAGAUUUAAAAUGGCGCUGCAGUGGGCAUGGCGUACCCGGCCACGCGACCCGCUUCUACGCCCUAGUAGCACCCCACUGCCACGGAAAAUGGGUGAAAGCGGCCCAGAACCCUGACAAAAGAAGCGAUUGCUGCACCAAUCCCGACUUUAUAUUCGUAUAAACGCUUUAUAAGUUGUAAAAUUUCCAAUAACAGGAAUUAUCUGUACUUUA